GGCGCUGUGCGCGCGAGUCGGAUCGCGACCGCUCAAUGGAGCAGCAGAAGAAGAAGAAGACGGGAACAUGUACAAGGUUGGAGGAGUUGCAGGAGUCUCGGGAACUCUGGGAUUGAUCUCAGCUUCUGUUCUGGCCGCCACCGAUGACAAACCCAGCACAACUUUGAGUGUAGAUGAGCUGUCUCUCUACACGACUGCGGCGCAGAAGAUCCAGCAUGUGGAGCCGGAGACCGGGCCGGUGGAAGAGGGUGUUUCCACACUGAGAAAACUGGCAGAACCUUAUGUCACCUGGUGCCAGCAAACGGCCAGCUCGGCCAAACACACAGUCCAGGGCGUCUAUGGGACGGUGAAACCCAAGGUUGACGGCACUGUACAGUUUGGGCAGAACAGUUAUGCCUACUUGAAGAACCCUCCGCCUGAGUUUUACCCCAGAGCCGGAAUCAUCGGCUUUGCCGGGAUCCUGGGCCUUUUCCUUGGAAGAGGCUCGAGACUGAAGAGACUGGUCUACCCUACUGGUCUAAUGGCUGUGGGAGCUUCCAUGUAUUAUCCACAAGAGGCAGUGACCAUCGCGAAGAACACAGGAGACUCCAUAUACGACCUGGCGCUUCAGGCUUAUGUUUCUGUGGAGAAGCUGAUCAGAAACACACCAGCCUCAAAGAAGGAUCAAGCGGAAAAGACUUCCAGCGGGGAGACCAAAGCUUAGGUACAUAAUCAACUCUCAGGUUUGUUGUGGUACAGCAGAGAUGAGAUCUCCAUCGUUCGCUCACUUUUAUUACAUACUUUUGCACUAGCCACUUCCUCUUUCAAUCUGUCGAUCAUCAGAGAGGCGUUAGUGGUCUGUCUGGAACGUUUUUAACUACUGGGAUUGUGUUAAAUGCACUGGUGUACCUAAAUAAAUUAUAUAUACACAGA
This is a messenger RNA of Rhinichthys klamathensis goyatoka, 912 nucleotides long. RefSeq names its product apolipoprotein O, a (gene apooa). Gene Ontology annotation, cellular component: MICOS complex. Gene Ontology annotation, biological process: cristae formation. The coding region runs from base 68 to 703 and encodes 211 amino acids. The record is from RefSeq and is a predicted model, not a curated record. NCBI's taxonomy places the organism in Eukaryota, Metazoa, Chordata, Actinopteri, Cypriniformes, Leuciscidae. The transcript is spliced from 10 exons.